AUGUCGAAGGAUGAAGCACUUACUGCAGAUGAAAUUGCUCUUUACGAUAGGCAAAUCAGAUUAUGGGGUAUGGCCACUCAAUUGAGGCUCAGAUCCGCAAAGGUAUUGAUAGUCAACGUCGGUGGAGUAGGGACAGAAAUCGUGAAGAACUUGGUUCUUGGAGGUUUGAACUCUAUCGAACUUUUGGAUAGUUCUGUGGUCAAGGAAGAAGACUUUGCUGCCCAAUUUUUUUUGCCCAACGACGAUAGUAUCAUAGGUCAGCCAAAAUUGCCAAUAAUUGUUGAAAAGAUCAAAGAAUUGAAUAACAGAGUCAAGUUGAACAUAAACACCACCCCAUUGGAGAGUAUAUUUGAGGAUCCAUCAUAUUUCAAACAGUUUGAUUUAAUAAUAGCCACUGAGUUAAACAGAAGUCAGUUGUUUGCUCUCAACCAACACACAAGGGCGUUGAGCAUUCCUUUGUAUGCUACUGGAUUACACGGAUUGUUUGGAUAUAUUAUUACAGACUUAAUUGAACAUUAUUCUACACCACAAAAGGAAGCUGGAAAUCAACUUAGAGAGCCAAAUACCAAAAUUAACAGAAGCAAGACUAUAACUAAAGUCGAUUUUGACAAGGGUAGCAACACUGAAACCUUGACUAUUUUGGACGAAUUUGUUCCUAUUCCCCAGAUCUUUAAAUCCAAGGAAUUACCAAACCAGCUCAACAAAAGGCAAUUGAAAAGAUUGUCUGCUUCAUUUCCCUUGAUUUUUUCAUUGUUCGAAUUUGAAAAGCCAUUGAACCCCGAGGAUGUGAUCGACAAGGAACUUUUAAGAGCCAAGGGUAUCCAAUUAUGUGAACAAUACGGUAUUCCAACUGCCUCCAUAACAGAAGAAUACUUGGACAUGUUUUCAAACCAAGCCUUCACAGAGUAUUCCCCCGUAGCUGCGGUCUUGGGAGGAACCUUGGCCCAAGAUGUUAUCCAGUUCUUGAGUAAAAAGGAAAGUCCUAUAAACAAUGUCUUGAUUUUGGAUUCUGUCAAGUCGGAAAUGCCAAUAUACUUACUAUAG
Messenger RNA from Suhomyces tanzawaensis NRRL Y-17324, 1044 nucleotides. Its product is annotated as E1 ubiquitin-activating protein. Gene Ontology annotation, cellular component: cytoplasm; SUMO activating enzyme complex. Gene Ontology annotation, molecular function: SUMO activating enzyme activity. NCBI's taxonomy places the organism in Eukaryota, Fungi, Ascomycota, Pichiomycetes, Serinales, Debaryomycetaceae. The record is from RefSeq and is a predicted model, not a curated record. Gene Ontology annotation, biological process: protein sumoylation. The transcript is spliced from 2 exons. The coding region runs from base 1 to 1044 and encodes 347 amino acids.